Messenger RNA from Fusarium musae, 192 nucleotides. RefSeq lists its product as uncharacterized. NCBI's taxonomy places the organism in Eukaryota, Fungi, Ascomycota, Sordariomycetes, Hypocreales, Nectriaceae. Bases 1 to 192 code for a protein of 63 amino acids. The record is from RefSeq and is a predicted model, not a curated record. The transcript has 3 exons.
AUGGCUCGUGGCAACCAGCGUGAUCUGGCUCGCGCCAAAAGGGAGAAGGAGAAGAGCAAAAUGAAGUCGGGCACAAACAAGUCUGGUACCCAGAUGCAGCAGGAGAAUGAGACCGCCGCUGAAAUUAUGCGACGAAAACAGGCAGCUUCCGAUGCGCGCAAGGCUGCCGCAGGCCUUGCAGGCAAGAAAUAG